AUCGGUUCUUCCGGUACGGGUGCAACACAGUGUCAUUUGACUUCCUUCAAUAGCUCUGAAUGUGGGGACGGAACACCAGCUGAAGAAGUGUUCCAAUGAAGCCAUAUGAGAAGCAGGAGGAGGAGAAAGGGUGUGUGCAGUGUGUGAGCGAGCCAACUCUGUCACACACUGGAGCCUGAACAUCAGGUGCAAAGGACAGAGGGACUCAGAUAGGACUACUAACAUUUUCUUAAUGUGAAACAUACAAAUAUAUCAACCUGCAUCUUUCCAUAAUACGAUUAGGCAUGGCUGAAACAGACACGUUUCGAAAAGAUGCAACAGACUGCCAACAAUAUAUUUGUUUAAGGGAUCUCAAAAAUGAGGCUGACAAAGAUAAAAAGACAAAAGACCAAACACCAACAGUCCCCAAAGUUGGCCCUAUUGAAGUGUUCAGGUUUGCAGACGGCAGAGACAUUGUACUAAUAGUCUUUGGGACCUUAAUGUCGGUGGUCCAUGGAUCAGCCAUGCCUUUUAUGUGUGUUGUGUUUGGAGAAAUGACGGAUACCUUCAUACAUCUCUCUGUAAAUCAAAACAACACCAGCGACCACAAUUCCACCGCCAUGAUUUUUAACGCAACCUUUCAGGAGGCGAUGGCCAUCUACGCUGUCUAUUUCUCCAUCAUAGGGGCCUUUGUGCUGGUGACUGCGUACAUGCAAGUUGCCUUCUUUACAAUAUCAGCUGCAUGGCAGGUCCAACGCAUUCGCAAGCGUUUUUUCCACAGCGUCAUGCGACAGGACAUUGGCUGGUUUGAUGUCAACGACACAGAAGAGCUCAACACUCGUCUCACACAAGAUGUCUACAAGAUCCAAGAAGGUAUUGGAGACAAAGUGGGGAUGUUGCUCCAAUCCAUUUCCACCUUCAUCCUUUCCUUUGUUGUUGGCAUAAGCAAAGGAUGGAAGCUCACUCUGGUCAUCCUGGCUGUCUGCCCAAUGAUAGGUCUUGCAGCUGCACUUUUCAGUGGGAUGCUGACAUCAUUCACAUCUAAAGAACAGGCUGCCUAUGCAAAAGCAGGGGCCGUGGCACAGGAGGUACUUUCUUCGAUCAGAACUGUGUUUGCCUUCAAUGGUCAACAGAAAGAGAUUGACAGGUAUCAAAAGCACUUGGAGUUUGCUAAGAAAAUGGGAUUAAAGGCAACGUUGAGUGCUAAUGUUAUCAUGGGGUUCACUUAUUUGAUGUACUUCUUGGCUUUUGCUCCAGCCUUCUGGUAUGGGAGCACACUCAUUCUGAGUAAUGAGUACACUGUGGGAACUGUCCUCGCAGUUUUAUUCUCUUUGCUUCUUGGAGCGUUUGCAUUGGGUCAGACGUCACCUAACAUCCAAUCUUUUGCCGGUGCUCGAGGAUCUGCAUACAAGGUGUACAACAUCAUUGACAAUAAACCAAGCAUCGACAGCUAUUCAGAGCACGGCUACAAACCUGACCGUAUCAAUGGAAUCAUUGAGUUCAGGAACAUCCACUUUAACUACCCCUCGAGGCCAGAAAUCAAAGUAUUAAAAAACUUAUCCCUGACUGUGAAGAGUGGACAGACCAUUGCCUUAGUAGGAAGAAGUGGCUGUGGAAAAAGCACCACAAUCCAGCUGUUGCAAAGGUUCUACGAUAUUCAAGAAGGGUCUAUAUAUUUUGAUGGCCAUGACAUCCGUUCUCUCAAUGUCCGCUACCUGCGAGAGAAGAUUGGAGUGGUGAGUCAAGAGCCCGUUCUUUUUGCCACCACCAUCGCAGAGAACAUUCGAUAUGGACGAACCGACGUGACGCAGCAGGAGAUAGAGCAAGCUGCCAAGGAGGCCAACACUUACGACUUCAUAAUGAACCUUCCUGAUAAGUUUGAGACACUGGUUGGGGAUCGAGGGACUCAGAUGAGUGGAGGACAGAAGCAAAGAAUCGCAAUUGCUCGAGUUCUUGUCCGUAACCCCAAAAUCCUUCUGCUGGAUGAAGCAACAUCUGCUCUUGAUGCUGAGAGUGAAACUGUGGUACAAUCUGCACUGGACAAGGUCAGACAGGGUCGGACCACCAUAAUUGUGGCCCAUCGCCUCUCAACUAUCAGAAACGUUGAUAUCAUUGCUGGCAUACAAAAUGGAGAGGUUGUUGAGUUGGGGACUCAUAGUCAGCUGAUGGAAAAACAGGGUGUCUAUCACACUCUAGUCACUAUGCAGACUUUUCAAAAAUCAGAGGAGCAAGAAGAGUCUCAGCAGUAUGAAAAGACACCACUGUCCAUAACUUUCUCAGAAUCUUCUUUGCAAAAAAGGACGUUUUCCUUUGCUUCUUCAGAUUCUUCAGAGGGGAAAAAAGAAGAGAAAGAAACGUUGUUACAUGCUACAGAAAAGACAGUGGAUGUAGAAUUGGAUGAAAAUGUUCCACUUGUGUCAUUCCUCAAAGUGAUGCGUUUCAACCUUCCUGAAUGGCCUUACUUUUUGUUUGGAAUCAUCUGUGCUGCACUCAAUGGAAUAAUGCAGCCUAUGUUUGAUGUCAUCGUCACCAAGUUUAUUGUUGUGUUUUCAGGACCUGAUCAAGAGGAGAUCAGAAAAAACUCUAUGUUGAUUUCCCUGAUGUUUGCUGUUAUUGGAGUUGCAACUUUUUUCACCGUAUUUCUUCAGGGUUUCUGUUUCGGCACAGCUGGAGAGAUCCUGACUAUGAAACUGAGAGAUGCAUCAUUCAAGGCCAUGUUGAGCCAGGACCUUGGCUGGUUUGAUAACCCCAAAAACAGUGUUGGUGCUCUCUUAACAAGGCUGGCCUCUGAUGCUGCUCAAGUACAAGGGGUUACGGGAUUACGUUUGGCCGCACUCGUCCAAAAUAUUGCUAACCUGACAACCUGUCUGAUUAUUUCCUUUUUGUAUGGCUGGGAGCUAAGUCUGCUCUUACUAGCGAUAGUUCCGGUCAUGAUAGCGGGUGGAAGUUUGCAGGUGCACUUGAUAGCUGGGCACACUGGCGAGGACAUGAAGGAGCUGGAGAUGGCUGGCAAGAUUUUCACAGAAGCCACUGACAAUAUCCGUACUGUUGCAUCUCUGACCAGAGAGCCAUUGUUUGAGUUUUUGUACCACAAUAACCUCAGAGUUCCAUUCAGGAACUCCCACAAAAAAGCCCAUGUGCAGGGUGUAGCCUUCAGCAUAUCCCAAGCCAUGCUAUACUUUGCUUAUGCUGGAUAUUUCUACUUUGGAGCUUGGCUUAUUGACGAAGGACGAAUGGAUUUUGAGGGCGUUUUCUUAAUUGUGACGGUGCUUUUGAAUGGUGCUAUAUGUGUUGGAGAGACCAAUGCUUUCACUCCUAACUAUGCCAAAGCCAAAAUAUCAGCCGCUCGCAUUAUGGUGCUUCUGAAAAGACAGACAGCUAUUAAUAAUCUCUCAGAAGAAGGACAGACACUGGAUCAAUUUGAUGGCAAUGUGCAAUUUGAGGGUGUCAAGUUUAAUUACCCCUCACGCCCUAAUGUGACUGUCCUACAAGGGCUGAAUCUGAAGGUGUGCAAGGGAGAGACAUUGGCACUAGUAGGAAGCAGUGGCUGUGGAAAAAGCACAACCAUCCAACUUCUGGAGAGAUUCUAUGACACCACGCAUGGAACAGUGAUGCUUGAUUCCAAGAGUGUAAAAGAGCUGAACAUCCACUGGCUGAGGUCUCAGAUAGGUAUUGUGUCCCAGGAGCCUGUGCUGUUUGACUGUAGCUUGGCUGAAAACAUCGCCUAUGGAGACAACAGUCGCACUGUAACUAUGGAGGAGAUUAAGGCAGCUGCUGAGGCAGCCAACAUUCACAGCUUCAUUGAAAACCUGCCAAAUAAGUAUGACACUCAGGCAGGCGACAAGGGGACCCAGCUGUCAGGUGGUCAGAAACAACGAAUAGCCAUAGCCCGAGCCAUCCUCCGUAACCCCAAAAUGUUGCUUCUGGAUGAAGCCACGUCUGCACUCGACACUGAGAGCGAGAAGGUGGUGCAGGAAGCAUUGGACAAAGCAAGGCAGGGCAGGACAUGUAUCGUUAUAGCCCACCGUCUGUCCACCAUCCAAAACGCAGACCGCAUUGCUGUCAUUAAGAACGGUUUGGUGGUAGAACAAGGAACACAUCAACAACUGUUAGCCAAAAAGGGAGUCUAUCACAUGCUGAUCUCGACCCAAAUGGGUCAUGAACGGGAAGACACAUAUUGAUUCAAAUUAUUUUAAGAGGUCUAAAAAGACAGACUGAGGCUUCUAAUUUCAGUUAAAUAGUUGGCUGUGUUAUGAGUACGUUUUGUCCAUUAGUCAGUCCCUUCAGGAUUUCGCAAUGUUGCGAUUCAGGCAAAUUCAACCAAUCCCGGCGAAUAAUGCAUGGCUUCGCAACUUUGUCCAAUCCCGUGAUUUUCCCCCAUAUUUUUGCCAAUAAGCCUUGGCCGAUAGUCAAUAAGUCAAUAAUCGAACGCUAACAAGCGGUAAAAUAUGGAUGGAUGGAUGGAUAAAUAAAAAUUAAGUCGAUAAAUUUGCCGGCAAGGAUAAAUUACUAUGUCCAUGUGUGUUUGUUUUCUUCCUCUCUCACUUGAAAGAGGGAGAAAGAGGUCUCACUAGGCCUGGGCCGAUAACAUAUUUUGCUUGACAAUAUAUUGACCUACAAAUUAUUGCCGAAAAACUAUAUUGCCAUUAUUUUUAUGAGACCAUAUUAACCAUUGAUGUAAUGAUAAUUCAUGAUAAUAUUGUAUGUAUAUCCUUACUAAUGUAAUCAACUUGUAUUUCUCAUUUUUUUAACAUAGUAAUUGGAAUGUAAACUUUUUAAUCUCCAAGUUAAAUAAAACAAAUAUUACCAAUAAAAUAUAUUUUGUCUUUUAGCAAAUUUUGCACUUGAAUACAAAUCACAACUAAAAGCAACAUAUUUUAAAGAGGAGGUGUGGGGCAACUUAAUCAAUAAAUAAAUUGGCAAAAUAAAGUAUUGACAAAGUUGCACUUUAAUAUUGAAUGUAUGAAUGUCUGGGCAGAUGUAAAGUUGUACAUUACUUAACUGACAAUGAAGUUAGGACAUUUUUAAACAAAAAGUGCAGAGUAACAAUUUAAACACUACAUUAUAAGCCGAGCAUCAGCAACCCGCAUCUCUAGAGCCGCCCUAGUGGCUCCCUGGACCUCUUUCAGAGAUGUGGGAAAAUGGAAAAAGAUGAAGAAAAACAUAUAUUUUUGGUUUUAAUAUAUUUUCUGCAGGAGAACAAACAUGGCCCAAACCUUCCUAAUUGUUAGAAAUCCCACUGUUUAUGUUAUACAUGCUUCACUGAUGAGAGUAUUUGGCCAGCACCAUUUUGUCCUACUAAUUUCAGCUAUCCUUGAACUCAUCGUAGUUUGUUUAUAUUAACAACUUUCUCCGAUGUCUCUCAGAAAGACAUGUUUUAUGCCACUCCUUUUUUGUCUCAUUUUGUCCACCAAACGGUUUAUGCUGUGCUUGAAUGCACAAAGGUGAGCUUUGUUGAUUUUAUUGAUUUGCUGGAGUGCUUACCCGCAUACUUGCCAACCCUCCCGGAUUUUUCGGGAGACUCCCAAAAUUCAGCGCCUCUCUCGAAAACCUCCCGGGACAAAUUUUCUCCCGAAAAUCUCCCGAAAUUCAGGCGGAGCUGGAGGCCACGCCCCUUCCAGCUCCAUGCGGACCUGACCUGUUUUAAAGUCCGCUUUCCCACAAUAUAAACAGCGUGCCUGCCCAAUCACGUUAUAACUGAUCGAAGGCGAGUUCUUGGUUUCUUAUGUGGGUUUAUUGUUAGGCAGUUUCAUUAUCGUCCUCUCAGCACGGCAACAACACACAACAACAGCAGUCACGUUUUCGUCUCCCGUAAAGCAGUUCGUCUGCCGUAAACAGCAAUGUUGUGACACUCUUAAACAGGACAAUACUGCCAUCUAUUGUACAUGCAUAUGUGACAAUAACAUCUACGGCUUUUAGAGAGUGCAGUGCACAACUGCGCACACAACAAGGAGACGAAGCAGAAUGCAUCAUCAGAGAGGGUGUUCAGCAUGGUUAGAAAAAUAGUGACAGAAUACAACAAGGAUGGACAAGUCAACCCUUAACUCAACAAUUAGUAGAUGAGUGUUA
Nerophis lumbriciformis (worm pipefish) is the source of this 6048-nucleotide messenger RNA. Its product is annotated as ATP-dependent translocase ABCB1-like. NCBI's taxonomy places the organism in Eukaryota, Metazoa, Chordata, Actinopteri, Syngnathiformes, Syngnathidae. Gene Ontology annotation, molecular function: ATP hydrolysis activity; ABC-type oligopeptide transporter activity; ATP binding. Gene Ontology annotation, cellular component: mitochondrial inner membrane. Gene Ontology annotation, biological process: oligopeptide export from mitochondrion. The record is from RefSeq and is a predicted model, not a curated record.